Molecule: messenger RNA, 4865 nt
Organism: Triplophysa rosa
Lineage: Eukaryota; Metazoa; Chordata; Actinopteri; Cypriniformes; Nemacheilidae
Gene: plekhg5a
Product: pleckstrin homology domain containing, family G (with RhoGef domain) member 5a
Exons: 20
Coding region: 186-3623 (1145 amino acids)
Biological process (GO): endothelial cell migration; Rho protein signal transduction
Cellular component (GO): endocytic vesicle; axon; plasma membrane
Molecular function (GO): guanyl-nucleotide exchange factor activity
Source: RefSeq, a predicted model, not a curated record
CUGUUCUCCACGAGAGAACUCACUCAAGUUUUGAUACAUGCUAAAGUAUUGAAAACGUGAAGAGAAGUAAUGGUUUUAAUGGUUUGAUUCAGGUUGGGAAGAACCUCAUCUCGCUGUUUUGUGUUGUGAAGUGAAAUGUAAACACAUCGUUAAAAUUAACGGUUGCCUACGGAUUGUAAGUCACGAUGUUCUAUUGGCGACGACAUGGAUCUUAUGAACUGGAAACUUUGCCAUGUGCACAGAGUGAGCUGGGGGUGGAGAAGUACACCUGGACCUCCCUCAUGGACAUUACCCAGAAGUCCUGUGGUGAGAAGCCUGCGCAGGAGGAGAAAACUGGGAUCUUGUGUCAACAUCCCAAUUGCCCGGAACGCCGGCUCGCUUCCAAGGUUUGUCAUCAUCCUUCGUGUCAAGACCUUAGAGACGGCAGUCCACUCCACCUCUGUGAGUCAUGUGACUCGAGCUGCCACCCCGUCGCCCAGGACGGCAUGCUUUUUGACAGGCACCCGCGAUUUGACCUGCAGCCACAAGGUUCCAUACUGGCCCGGAACGUGUCCACUCGUUCCUGUCCGCCUCGCACCGGCCCCCCCUCAGACAUGGAGGACGGAGAGGAGGGGUGCUCUGACCUAGGGGAUCGCAGAAGUGGAGGAAUGAAACUUGUUAAGAAGAAGACCAGACGCAGACACACAGAUGACCCCAGCAAGGAGUGCUUCACACUUAAGUUUGACCUCGAUAUUGACGUCAGCAUGGAGAUUGUUCCAGCGGUGAAGAAGAAAACUUUAAGAGAAGUCCUGGGAGCAGUGUUUGAGAGGAAAGGCAUUGAGCUGUCACGUGUCAACCUGUUUUUAGAUCAGUCCAACACGCCGCUUUCACUGGGAUUUGAAGCCUACCGCUUUGGUGGCCACUACCUCAGAGUACGAGCUAGUCCAGGAGAGGAGCUGAAGGUGGAGAGAUGUGUAAAGGACCCUCGUUCACUCAGUUUGCCCAUCAUGAGAUCCUCUAACACACACAAUUCCUCUGCUGAGCGAGCGGAGCACGGCUCUCUGGGACGCAGAGAGGCUGCGGACCUCCUAGUUGGCCUGGGUCACGCACGCCGGCGAAAGAACAUGCCGGAGUUUCUGGGCGAUGCCAGCGUCGCCCCCACCCAAGACUCUGUGUCCCAGCUGGGCGGUUCACUCCCAGGUUCCAUAACGGGUACGGAUCGCUGGAGGAACCGCGCCGCCAGCCGUUUCAGCGGACUCUUCGGUUCCAACUCAGGAAAUGGUUCUCUUGGGAAGGAGUGUGAUCGUGUGGAACAGUUGCAGAGUAAGUUAUACUCCUACACUAUGUUCGGAUUACCCAAGAUGCCUCCGCAGCUCUCGUUCCACAGAGACUCAUGGGAAGAGGAGCCGAACCUGGAGCUGGAGGAGAGCUGGAAGCAGCUGCUGGAGAACCCAGAGAUUUUAAGCAGACGUCAGUGUCAUCAGCAGGAGGCCGUAUGGGAGCUGCUUCAGACAGAGUCAGACUACAUCAAGAAACUGCACGUCAUCACUGAUCUGUUUCUCUGUGGACUGCUGAACCUACAGGAGAGUGGUUUACUCAGUGAAGUUGAACCCGCGCGUCUCUUCAGUAACAUUCAGGACAUUGUGCAGCUGCAUACAUCGCUGUGGGCGGAGGUCAUGCUGCCUGCACUGGAGAAGGCCAGGCAGAAGAGAACAUUGCUUGACCCCAUUGACCUACACCAGGGCUUCAGCACUUUUGGUUUCAGAUUCAAGCCCUACAUCUGUUACUGCAUGGAGGAAGAGGGCUGUAUGGAGUACAUGCGCACAUUACUGAAAGACAAUGAGCUCUUCCGAAUAUAUGUAACUUGGGCCGAGACUCAUAAACAGUGUAACCGGUUGAAGCUGACUGACAUGCUGGUGAAACCUCAUCAAAGACUCACUAAAUACCCACUGCUGCUCAAGAGCGUACUGAAGAAGACAGAUGACCCGCCGACUCGUGAGGCCAUUAACAAGAUGGUGGCUGCUGUCGAAUGCUUCAUCAACAGUGUUGACUCUCAAAUGAGACAAAGGGAGGAAAAACAGAAGCUGGCUGCCAUCGCUAGUCGUAUUGAGGCAUAUGAGGCUGUGGAGGGGGCUAGUGAAGAAGUCGAGAGGAUCCUCAGAGAAUAUAAUAACUUCGACUUGACCGCUCCAGUGAUGGGCGUCCCACCAGAGGAGACCCGUCAGCUGCUUCUCGAAGGACCCCUGAAGAUGAAGGAGGGUAAAGAAAGCAAGAUGGAUGUGUACUGUUUCCUCUUCACUGAUGUUCUGUUGAUCACUAAACCGGUGAAGCGUGUGGAAAAAGUGAAGGUUAUCCGGCAGCCCCUCAUCAUCCGUAACGUAGUGUGCCGGGAGCUGAAGGACCCAGGGAGCUUCCUGCUCAUCUACCUCAAUGAGUUUCGUUGCGCCGUGGCAUCUUACUGCUUUCAGGCCAACAGUGGCACUCAGGGUCGCAGCUGGAUGGAGGCCAUCCACAACGCACAGAAUCAGCUCCAGAGACUUUAUUCAGAGUCACAGAGGAGUGACAGAGAUGACCGUGAUGAAGAUGAGACUGAAAGCAGCAUGUCCACAUCCAGCUCUCCAUCACUACAGCACAGGGAGCCAUUAAACAAGAGUCUCUCUCUUUCACCAAGUCAUUCCGAUGGCUCAACAGAAACCCUUUCUGUCGCUGCAAUGGAAGAUGUGGAUGAGGUCAGGUCGGCUGUGGAGACGCUGCCGCCUGCAUCCUUGCGAAAUUCCCUGCUUUCAGAUUCUUCAGUCCUGCAGGAUUCCUUCCCCGCUAAUGAUGGAAGAACCCUGGAAAAGUUGGGUGAUUUGGUCCCCACAGACCUGGAUCCAGAAAGUCGCUCUCUUUCUAUAGACAGUGCAUAUGGAACGCUCUCACCGGAGUCCCUGAUAGCAGAGCUGGACUUAAAAGGACAGGUGAGCCAGAGUGAGGGAGAAGACACAGAUGCUGGUGAGGAAGAGGUGGGGUUUGAGGAUGAUGAAGAUGCAGAGGAUGAGGAUUCGAUGACCUGGAACGGCUCCCAGAUUACUGUAAACGAGUCCUACAUUUUGGAUGACUAUUCAAACAAUCAGAUGCCUGGCCAGGUCAAUGACAAAGCUGGAACUUCUCAGGUCACGGGCUGCCGUUCCCACAUGCUGAGACGUCGUUUACCCAUCCAGCCCCGCCCGGAUUACCUGCAGCACUUUACCCUAAGGUCACGGUCUGAGGAUGACCUCCUUCAAUGCAUCACUGGCCCUCUCCAGCCUUCUGACAGGAGCAAUUUUAGCCGAAGCCUGACACACCUGACCAAACAGACGUCGCAUGCCGCAGAGCUAUCGCAGACAGAUCAGGAAACCACAGCGCUGUCGAGUAAAGUGAAAGACACUCUUAGACGAGCAGAGGCCGGGCAUGUGCAAAGGACACUGAGCUGCCGCAAUGGCCAGACAGACUGUAAGCUUACAGAUAUUGAGACACUGCCCCCUGAUGGGCUGGAGGAAAAGGGCACCCUGGUUUUAUCCCAGCAACCCCGUCACCAGCAGAAGAAGCUGACAGUGGCUCAGCUGCACAGGAUACGUGCCACCAUGGUGCUUAAUUCAACACUGACUGCAUCGGAGGUGUAGUGUCUGACGAAUAAAGCUUGAUGCCAUAAGCUGGUCUAUUGGUGGGACUUAGACCAGAUCCAGGACUACAUAUGCAAAGAAGCUGUCACUGGUAUCACUGACAGGGCUUUCGGCACCUUGACAUCAUCUGCCCAAAAGGGGAGACUCAACUCAUAUAUAAACACAGGCCAACACAAGGAGAAGACUGUGGAACUUUUAGUAAACAGCCAUGACCUUAACUUAAUAAUAACAUAAUAUUGGCCGCACAGUCAAUAUUGUAUUUCAGAGGAUUAUCUGCACAAAGAAGUACAUUAUGUCUAAUGCCUGUGAUGUUGAAAAAGAUAAUCAGUGUUGUAUGUGCACCAAUCAGGGCUUUUGCAAAACAAAGGGAACAAGAUAUAAUUUAUCUUUGCUUUAGACAUUCAUAUCAGAAUCAGUUUGCUGUUUUGUGAAAAGGAAUUAAUAUUUUGACAAAAGCAUGUUUAGCUUUAACUAAGGUCUGUUCUGAUUUUAAAAAAGAAACCCGAAGCCUAAAAAAAGAAAAGUUUCAUUUCAUAAAUGAGGACUGUGUUGACUAUAAACUCCCACAGCAUUAUAAGUCAUCAACACAUGAGUAUUUCAAUUAUUUCUUUCUUUCUGAAUGUCCGUUUUCUUACUAAUAAUAGCACUCAGAUAUUUGUGCACUUGAGACUGAACAGAAUUUCAAAAGGCGUGGGUAGAUGUCUUGCCAAUGCAUUACUGCCCUCUUGUGUAUAUAUAAGGAACUCAUUAAUAUGUUAAACUAAACCACUCUUAAUUCAACUAAGUCUUUGUUUAAUGGACAACAAAAUGAUAAUUGAAUCCCAAAGAACUUUAACAUGUAGCUUCUGAAGCUGAUUGAGGUGUUUUGUAUGUACUUAAGACAUGUGAAAAAACAAUUGUGGACUACUUUUGCGCCAAGCCCCACAAUCAUAAACUUGCAUGCAUUUACUGUUUUUUUUUUGUUUGUUUGUUUCAGCGCUUUGUAAAUACAGUAUUUAUUGAACCUGCAUUGUUUUAUUGAUAAUAUACUUAUUGUUAAUGCCUUUUUUUGCUUUUUAAAUGUUAGCACUGUUUGUAAUUUUUUGACACACAAAUAAGGGCUGAAUUAAUGUCUUUCUCCUGGAUUGAAUCAGUUUACAAAUGUAGCUUACAUAUUUACAGUUUACAAAUGUGCACCUGUUCCCCCCCAACAUGAAAAGCACAAUACACACAAACUUUCAAUUAAAAUGCUUCAGAUGCCAA